Peronospora matthiolae is the source of this 1689-nucleotide messenger RNA. The record is from the annotation of a GenBank genome assembly. NCBI's taxonomy places the organism in Eukaryota, Oomycota, Peronosporomycetes, Peronosporales, Peronosporaceae.
AUGAACCGACUGCUGCAGCACUUUGUGGACUCGAACGGAGCGCCACGUGCGACUGCUUCUUCGCGUCUGUCCGUGCCAUUGCCGCCGGAAUCAUCAGGAGGGUCGUACCACGGCAGCAGCCGUGGCUCCUAUCAACGCGCUGCCCCCGGCAGUCCGUUUUUCUACCAGCCAGCACAGACCGGCGCCAGCGGAUUGGCCGAAAUUCCACUCACGUCUUCAUCGAGCGGCGCUAAGUACGAAACCGUCGAUUUGAAUGCUGACUCGCGUCAGAAACAGGGACAGCAACAGCUGGUUGGGUCGAAUCGUCAUGGGCUCUUUUGCACUGAAGGGGGAACCGGUUUCCAUACGAAAGUUGCCAGUUCAGGGGAUGCUCACGUGUUCCGUGGCGAGUCGGUCGUAGCAGGUCCAGAAGUCGCGAAACAGUUUCCAUCUGGUGCAAGCAGUACAGAGACGGGUCAGUUGACGACCAUGGAAUCGACUUUGACGGGAGUGCAUAAACGUGGUACCGUACCGAACGGUGCCAUCGACACGACGUUAUCGUCGACUUGUGGUUCGACGAAUGGACCAGUUAUAGUACCGUAUUCGUCACGACGAGACGUGUCUGGUACGAGCAAUGCAAUGUCAGCCAUGGAUGACGCUGGUCCAGGACAGGAGGGACAGGACUUGUUUUCAAGACAGACGGUACAGAAUGGAUCAUAUACGACGACGCACAUGGACGAGAAUGGAAAUGGAUUCAACAAUACUGGACCAUGCGCAGCAGCAGAAGUUUGGAGUCAGGUAUCAGAUCCCGCUCAGCUGUCGGAGAAGGAGACGGGAUAUCAGCGACGUGAUCAACACCAGUUGAAUGGUCAGUCGACGAUGGCGGAGCCGUUUGGUUCUGCGUCUUUUCAUGUUGAUAAAAGUCCGCUCGAAUCACCUGCUAUAACGAACGAGGACCGUCAGUGUCAGCAUUUGCCAAGCGCUGACAGCUUGUUUGGGUCUCCUCCACCGAUGAACAGCGGAGGCUGGCCGCAUGCUGCCCCAUUUGCACAGCAAGCAUCGAAACCGGUGCAAGCGCAGGCAUUAUUUGCAAGUGGAACACCACCUGCAAGCAGCUUGUUUAAUGAAGAUGCAUCAAUGCCGCCACGAGCUAGCCAGAUAGCGCCGCCUCGUGUUGUGACCAAAGCUCUACCGUUGCCACGCCACCCCCAGAAUAACCUGCCAUCCUCAUCAACGCGUUCUCCGGCGAUGCCUCCGGCAACAGUCGUACCCCCGACGACCAAGUCAUCGGACGAGGGCACCCCGCCGUUGCCGGUACCCGACGUAGCAGUCUUAGCAUUUUCGGCUAUGAGACCCGAUGACCAUUACACUCGUGCCGUCAGUUCUAGGAGAUUACCUGCCCCUGCUGAAUCCGCGAUGAAGUUUGGGCUAGACGUACGGCACAUGAAGUUUUCGGCAGGUAAGCGCGAAGAUGAUGCUACUUCUAACGCCCCAAGCAUGGCUCAAAGUCGGAUGUCGAUGCUAUCGACGUUGGACGAUUCACUGAAGCUGUCGGACAUGUACAAGCACAUGACCACACGGUUGCAGAGUGAGAAGCAAGACCUGCUCAAGGUCGUAUCAAAUCAGGCUCAAGAAAUUGCUCAACUGAAGAAGCACAUCAAGUCGUUAGAGCUGCAGAUGAAGAAGCAACACUUGGCUCGAGAUGCGUAA